Caenorhabditis auriculariae is the source of this 6209-nucleotide messenger RNA. The record is from the annotation of a GenBank genome assembly. NCBI's taxonomy places the organism in Eukaryota, Metazoa, Nematoda, Chromadorea, Rhabditida, Rhabditidae.
AUGGGAGUGAUCCAAAAACUUCCGCCGGAAGUCGUCAACCGGAUGGCCGCCGGCGAAGUUCUUGUAAGGCCCAGCGAUGCCAUCAAAGUUUCUAGACCUUUUCUUUCAAAAAUUAGUGGGAGUUUUGAGGAACUGGUUGAAAAUUCUCUUGAUGCCAAGGCUACUGAAGUCGCUGUCACUCUACGCAACGGGGGAAUGAGUUUUCUGCAAGUUGUUGUUGGUUUUUGGUACCAAUUAGAGAAACAGUGAGCAAAACAAGAGAUUCUUCAUAAGACAUAUACUGCCCGAUGAAGCCGUGAAUGGAAUAUAAUAAUGAUUUAUUUAUAUUAAUGAUAUUUUUUUGAAAAAAAUUUUAUUGGUAGCAAAUCAGUUAAUUCGGCCUUACGGAUUAGAAAUUUUUUUCUCGUUGCUUGUUUGUUUUGAAAAAGAGGAAGAUGUGAAAUUUGAUUGAAGGUGGGGUUUUUUUAAUAGAUCAAGCACUCAGGACAAUGGAAAAGGCAUCUCUCGAGAUGAUUUGGAGCUGGUUUGCGAGCGAUUCGCGACGUCGAAGCUGCGUUCCUUCGAGGACUUGCUCCAAAUGAAAACCUACGGGUUCCGAGGAGAGGCUCUGGCUUCUCUCAGCCAAGUUUCCAAGGUUGGAUCGCUCGAAAUCUUCGGGAAGAAACUCUUCAGGUCGCCAUCGUCUCGAAGCCGAAGGAUCAAGAAUGCGCCUAUUCGGGGCAGUACUCUGGUGAGAGUCUUCACAUUUUACGAAAAACUGAAAAUCACAAAAACGUCAUAAAGGUGUUUUUUAAAAAGAGUCGUUGUAGUCAAUGCGUCCCGACUUGAAAGGCGGAAUGGGUUAUUGACUUCGGCGGAGAGUCAAUUACGAGCCUCUUUUUUUUUCUCUUUUUGACAGUUUUCAAUGAAUUGUUGAACGAACAAAAGUAUACAAAUAAUGGGAAAAUGAAAAUUUGCCAAUCUACCCAUCUCGCCUUUCGAGUCGGGGAAAAAAUUGACUAUACAACUGUUGCAAGAUUUUCGGAGCUAAAAAAAAUCCAAGCUAAGAGUUUCAAAACAGACAUUCUCACUGUGAAAGAAGCUUUAUUUCAUACUUUCUUCAAGAAUUAUUAAAAUAUGUUUCCGCAUUUAAUUCACGAAGUCGGAAACAGUCUCUUUGCAAAAAAAAAAAAAAAACGAGCUCCUACAGCCCAAAAACAUUUUUGGUCACGUUUUUUUGAAGUAACACGUUUUAAAAAAAAUAAUAAUAAAUUUAAAAAAACGGGUAAAGGUUUUUUUGAGACGGAAAGAUGACGUCAUCGAAGCCUUCGGCCGGUCGGAACGGGACAUGCGUCAGCGCGACGGAUAUGUUCUACAACAUCCCUUCCAGGCACUCUUUUUCAUUUUUUUUUUCGCGAUAUCACUUUUUCCAGAAAAAAGUCGAUGACGAACUCCACCGAGGAGUCUUCUCGCGUCUCUGACGUCAUCAUUCGCUUUGCCAUUCACAGACCGUCCGUUUUUCAACAAAAAAAUUUUUGAAAAUAAUCAUGAAGAGAGCAAAUUUUCAUAAUUUUCCUUUUUUUUUAAUGCAAACUUUUGGACGAGUUCAUGUAUUUUGGUCGAAGGAAUCAUUUCAAAAAGAUUUGAUCCUUCUCCAUUUUAGGACAUAAAAUUUUUUUAAGGCUUUGAAUAAAAAAAUAAUUUUUCUCUCAAAGAGUCGAUUCCUUUCUUUUUAUUGAAGUUAACAAGCCUUAACUGCUCAAAGACGUGAUGAUUUUGAUGAUAAACAAAAAAUUUCAAAUUUUUUUUCGAUGAAAGGCUUUCAUUUCCAGUGACGUAUCAUUUUCGCUGCGACAAAUGUCGUCGAGCGACUUCCGGACGAGCGGCGACGGCGACUUCAGGAAAGUCGUCGGUCUCCUUCUGGGCAAGGAAAUCAGCGACGUGGGCCGUUUCCGAUGAAUCUGUCAAAUUCUUUUGUUUGAAGAGUAUCCAAGACAUCGGAAUGGAGUCGCAAAAACUGAAGAUUUCUCUGCACGGCUGCAUGGCGCGGCCCAUCGCUGCCGCCACUGCCAAACUCCAUCAGGACAAAAAGGUUGGCGAAUCCAGAACCAUCAGAACUUGAAAGUUCCUUAUCACCUGGAAUGACACAGUGAAGCUUGCUAAGGCGAAGGGAACAUUUACAAAAAAAAGCUGUGUUUCUGGAGUUUAUUAAAGAGAAUAGUUGUUUUGAAAAAACUUCGCGCUGUUGAAAUAAUCCAGAAGGACGCAUGAACUAGAAACACACAGCGGGGUUGACUUCAGAGCCGAAAAACUCCAAUCCUUCCAAACAUACGCGAGUUUGUAAGAGUUCGAAUGAAGUUAUAAAUAGAAAUAUUUCCAAUUUCAAACUCACAUACUUCACUCUGCAUCAAUUCUUAAACAUGUGUUCUCAGAAUAGCAAAAAAAAUCUGACUGUUUUUUUUUUAAAUAAUGGUCUUCGAAAACAAAAAAAAAAAUAAAAAGAGUAAAAGUUCAGAAAAUAAGCUGUUUCUGUUCGUUAAACUUUCUUUCUUUUUUGAGUUUUUUUGACGUCUCGAUCCCAUCUUUAAUUCCUCAGCUAAAAUGUUACAGAUUUCAAAUGUAUGGGAAACAGUUGUAUUGAAAAAUAUAUUUGAUAGAUUUUACGCAUUUUCCAGUUUUAAUUUGAAAAGUCGACCUACAGAUAUUAUUCUAAAACAUUUUCCCUACUGGAACAUUUCUAUACGCAAUAAAGAAUAGCUGUUCAAAAUGAUUAGAAUGAAAAAAUUCAAGAGAGAAUAUUUCCAUUUCAAGAGUGAGUUUAAGAGUCGCCAGAAGUUCUUCAGUUUAUUCAUCAACGGGAGAUCUGUGACUUGUACUGAACUCAAACACGGCAUCGACGAGAUUUUCUCUUCGCGGUCCCUUAUUUGCCGCUUCAUGGCCCUUUCUUUGAAGGUUUCUCCGAUUCCAGACAGAUACUCAGAGCAGAGCCGUUACUUGCAGCUGGACGAGUCUCGGGUCGACGUGAAUGUGCACCCGACCAAGAAGUCUGUCAUGUUCUUGGAGCAGGACGAGGUGAUAGGAGCCAUCGUCGAAGUCUGUUUUUCGAGCUGUUAGUAAGAAAGAGAGACUCGUUCUCUAAUGAUAAUAGUUUGUUCAUUGUCAUUAGUUGACAUUAGAAAACGUCAAAAAAUAAAAGAUCAAGUAAAGGAUGGGCAGAGGAACCACUAUACACAAAAAUUGGAUAUUUUCAUGAAAAGCUUGGAUCGUAAGAUUAUUAAACUUGUUCUGAAAAUUUUCCAGGGUAACGUAAAAAUCUGAAUAUGACGUUAGUUUAUUCCAAAAAGAAAAUUCUUAGAAAAGAUUUUGCUUUAAUUUAUGAGAAGAAAAACCGGAAUCCUCCGUGUUUUCCCUCAUUUAUCAAUCUGUCGAAUGGUCAUUAUUCAGCAUAUUGGCGGGAUCGUGACGGAAAUGUUCGAUGAAUCGGCCAUGGAUCCUUUGAACCAAACAGCAGAUCAAAGUUUGGGCGCUUCCCAGUCGCAGGUUCAUUAUUUCUCGCACAAGGGAACGUUUUCUGACCCGGGGUUGAAUUUUUGAGGGAACUGCGCUGAAAAAACGCUUCUGGACUUCCGGAUUCCAGGAAAAGGAAAGUAUUUCUCGCAAUAGAUCUUGUUUCCGAGUUAUGAAGCUUCAAGCCCCUCCCCCAAGUGCAUUUGAGCCAAGCUUCAUCAAAGUUCAACCGAGGGCCAAAAAAGCUUCCUUGUUGGAAGAAAAAUAUUUCCAAGAGACGCUCAAAUCUAAACUUUAGUCCAUCUUUCGAGGUGUCACUAAAGUUCAUUUUACACAGAAAAAAGGUUUUUCUCGAGAUCAACAAAGUCCAAAAUCCAUUCUUUUUUUUUCCGAUUUCUAGAGAAACGAAUCACUGGGGUCUCUGACUGUCGCCGCUUCAUCGAGCUUCCAUGCGAAGACCACCUCUACCAGGAAAGAUUUCACGGGAACUUUCAAUGAGAAGAAGCGAGUCGAUUAUAUGGUUAAGACGUGAUUCUGACAAGAAAUAGGGAAUUUUUUGAAGGAAGUGAGGACAGACGGCAGAGAAAGGAGGAUCGACGAGUUCUUGACGCAAGAUCUGAACGUCAAAAAAAGGGUCUCAAGCAUCGCCUUGGCGGAUUCCUUCACAGAGGAAACCGGAGGAGAUCAAAAUAGUUGGAAUUCUCUCUUUGUGUUUCAUUCACGAACUAUGCCAGGGGACAGAAUCCUUUCUGGUUUUCUGGUUCAGAAGAUGAUUAAGAAACAGAAAAAAAAGAAUGCAAAAGUAUGGUUUCUAAACUCUUUCAAUUUUUGGCCCUUCCCCCAAAUAACUUCAAAAGAAAUCUCAAAAUGAAAUUUUUAGAGCAAGAUUCUUUAUCCUUUUCAAUAAAAGUAGCUUAGUUGAAAAAGGGUACGUGACAUUGUUCCUUCAGAAGUAAUAGACGAUCUUCGGACUCCCAGGACAGAAGACGUCGACGCCGAAGUCUCCAUGGUCUCCGUGGCCUCGAGUGUAUCCUCGACGUUUCCCACCGACGGCGAAGACGAUGAGAUUGAACUUGAGACCGAAAACACCGUACCUUCGCGCUUACUGUAGCUUUGAUAUUCGAGAGUUUUAAUUCCAGUUGAAAAGAACGUUUGACUUCGAUUCUUUGCGGGUAUUAAGAGAGGAAAUUUGUCAAAGAGGUUCGACGACAAUGAGGCGAGAGAUUUCGGCCGUUUGAUUUAUACAAGGAAGGGUGUUCCAGGGAACUCUUCAAAACGUUCACUUUUGUUGGCAUCGUCAACUCCCAAUGCAUCAUCGUCCAAUACGGCACUUCUCUGUAUCUUUUGGAUUUCGGAAUCGUUCUGAAGGAGUUUUUCUACCAGGUUCUUUGAGCCGCUCUCUCUCCAACAGAUCAGCCGCCUAUUCAUUAUUUUCCAGACGGCGAUUUUCUCUUUUGGUAACUACGGAUCUUACAAAAUGGCCGGUGAAUAUCCAAGGAUUAUCGAUUUGUUGAAAGUUCUUGCCGAUUUCCCGCAACUGGAUCCGACAGAAGACGCCAAAGAUUUUUCCAUUUUUGCGCAGGAAUGUGGGUUUUUCAAUCUUACUCUUUUGAGGACUUACAUUCAGCUAAACGUCUAGAAGCUGAAAGUUUGCUAGGAAAUCAUCCAGAAAUGCUCCACGACUACUUUUCAAUCGGCUUAGAGUGGAGAAUCGACGAAAACGCGGAGAAAAGGUAGCUAACAUUUCAAUCUUCGUCGUCAAUUUGGCUAUUGUCGUCUAGAAUUAGAAGAAAAAAAACGUUUCGGGGAAGAAUACACCUUGAUGGGAGUACCUGGUAAAUGAUAUUUUCCGCGAAUUUCUUUAACGGAAUGUUGCUGAGAACCUUCAAAAUUGGCAAGAAAUGUUUCUCAUCCGUUUUUUUUUAGCAGAAAACGUUUAUAGAACAGCAGUUACUCCGGAGAACAAGAAACUUUAAAACUUUUCUGCGCGUUUCUAAAAUUUUCUUAGUGCCAUUCAUCACUGAGUAGAUUAUUCUCACUAAUUCAAUCCAAUUUCACCAUUCUCCGAUUUUUAACCGCACCGGUCGCUUCUCUUUUCUGAGGUUGAAGCUUUGAUCGACGUCAGCCUUUUUCAGACUUCACUUGGUCUCCUUGCCUUCUUUGGUUCAUUAUUUUGUGCCUCAACUCGAAGGAUUGGCCCAUUUCAUCGGGAAUCUUGUGUUGGAGGUGGAUUUCGACACGGUCAGAAAAAGCAAGAUCAAUAAUGAAAAAAAGCGUUUUAGGAAAAGGAUUGUUUUGAAGGGAUUUGCCACGCGAUUUCGGAUUUCUUCGUUUUGCGCCACGAAUACCUCGACCAGGACUGUAUUUCUAGUGAGAAAAUGCUUUCUGAGCUUUGAAAAUUUUUUUCCAGGUUUCUCGACUACUCGAUGGACAAGCCUCAUUAAACAGAUUUUGGUGCCGUUAAUCAAGAAAAAGCUCAUUCCUCCAGAAAGUUUCAAGGACAAAAAGGUUAUAAUUCUGAAAUAAUAAGUGGAAUUUGAAAAAAAAAUUCUUUUUUUUCGAAACUGUAACGAAAGUUACAAAAAAAAAACUACCAAGACGUUUUUUCGCAUCUGAUUGAAUGAAUAAUUGGAAAUUCUGAUGAAAAGUUAGUUUUUCAGGCGAUUCGACAACUCGCCAACUCCCACGAUUUGUACAAAGUCUUUGAGCGUUGUAACACUUGA